AUGUAUCGCUCUUCAUCUGAUCCGUCACAGACACAGGCUGAGUGUGUUACUUUGUUACGUCACAGGCGUCUGUGCGGCUCUUCAGACUCCGCACCUCGCUUUUACAUCACUUGCCUAAACAACAAAAGCGCGUGGCGAUUACUUCAAACAACUUACAUUUCAUUUAUAUUCUGUUCAGUUGGCAAGAAACAGAAGUUGGAGAGCGGCGAUGUAACGCGGAGUCCCGAGCAGCUGCAGCGGAUCUCCAGGAACAGGGCGGCUGCGCUGGAGCGGCUCGCCGGAAACCAGGCUCUUCCGAGCGGCUUUGGAGAGAGCUGGAAGGCGGCGCUCAGCGCGGAGCUCGGGAAGCGCUGCUUUAGAGCAUUAAUGUCAUUUGUUGCUGAGGAGAGGCAAAAGCACACCAUCUACCCUCCUCCAGAUGAGGUUUUUACCUGGACACAAGCAUGGGACAUAAAAGAUGUGAGUGGAUGUCAUGCUCUCAUGCAAGGCAGAAUAAGGUCCACGGUUAAGAAUACGCUAGAAGUUACUUAA
Molecule: messenger RNA, 531 nt
Organism: Sinocyclocheilus grahami
Lineage: Eukaryota; Metazoa; Chordata; Actinopteri; Cypriniformes; Cyprinidae
Product: uracil-DNA glycosylase-like
Exons: 5
Coding region: 1-531 (176 amino acids)
Biological process (GO): base-excision repair, AP site formation via deaminated base removal; base-excision repair
Cellular component (GO): nucleus; mitochondrion
Molecular function (GO): uracil DNA N-glycosylase activity
Source: RefSeq, a predicted model, not a curated record